CUUUGGAGCGGCAGUGUACUUGAGGCUACACUAGGGGCGGAGUUUGACCUCACCAAGUCUCAAAACAUCACUAAUCCGCGUCGGACAUUCUGGCACAGGCCACCAACACUGGCCCCGUUUGAGCGCAAAAAGGGACACGUUCCACCGAGCCAACAACGGCGUUUGGUUUUCGCGACGGCACGCUGAUGUUGGAGCUGUGCUGAAUGCACAUGUCGGACGGGCUGUGAGUGGUGCACUAUGACAGAUAGUGUGUUACAUGCGUCUGGACAUCUGCAGUGAGCCCUCGCCAGCCUCUGCCUCGCGGGUUUAGGGAGAAGAGCGGGGAUUGCUCGCGUUGACAGCUGGAACCCUCCACGUCGUCUGGCGCUUCUCUUUAUUAUUGUGAGAUUAAGUCCACUUUCACUCAAUGUGCAGUGUCUCUGGGUGGAGGCUGCCCUGUGGCUGAAUGAUGCUGUGCAGUAGCUGCUGUGUGGGCGCGUGGGGCUGAGAUGGACACAUCCCAUGGCCAGACCUCCGCACCAGCUCCCAGCUCCCAGAAUGUCCAGCUGCAACAAGUCUUCCUCCAACUCCGGAGAAGGUUCUAACACUAAGGCAUGGGCAAAGAUGUUCAAAAAAUCGGGGGGAGGUUUGAAGAAAUCGUACCAGCCGGGCAGCAUGCUGUCUCUGGCUCUGACCAAAGGCCUGAUCAACGAGCCCGGGCAGAACAGCUGUUUCCUGAACAGUGCUGUUCAGGUUCUGUGGCAGCUGGACAUUUUCAGACGAAGUCUACGGCAGCUCUCAGGUCACUUUUGUCUUGGUGACGCCUGUAUUUUUUGUGCAUUAAAGAGCAUCUUCAGUCAGUUCCAGCAGAGCAGAGAGCGAGUCCUGCCCUCAGACAGCCUGCGUAACGCCUUAGCCGAGACCUUUAAAGAUGAACAGCGUUUUCAGCUGGGCCUGAUGGACGACGCAGCAGAGUGCUUUGAGAACAUCUUAGAGAAAAUCCAUUUGCACAUCGAGUCAGAUUCAGCAACAGAUUCUUGCACCUCCAAAUCCUGCAUCACACACCAGAAGUUUGCGAUGAUGCUUUAUGAACAGUUUGUGUGCCGUUGCUGUGGUGCUUCUUCAGACCCUCACCCCUUCACAGAGUUUGUUCAUUACGUCUCCACCACUGCUUUAUGUCAGCAGGUUGACCGUUUGCUGGGAAAGACUGAGCGUCUGAGGUCUGACAUGUUUGGAGAAUUGCUGCAGGCGGCAAACAACACUGGGGACCUCCGGAGCUGCCCGAGUGACUGUGGGCAGAGCAUUAAGAUUCGCAGAGUGCUCAUGAACUGCCCCGAGAUCGUCACCAUUGGGUUUGUGUGGGACGCCGAGCAGUCCGACCUGACAGAUGAUGUCAUCAGGGCUAUAGGACCACGACUCAACUUGACCGGGCUUUUCAACCGCGUGACGGAUGAAAAUGCCAAACGCAGUGAACUACAUCUGGUGGGGAUGAUCUGUUUUUCUAGUAAACACUACUCAGCCUUUGCCUAUCACACCAAAUCUUCCAAAUGGAUGUUUUUUGACGAUGCUACUGUAAAAGAGAUUGGAUCCAAGUGGAAAGAUGUCGCUUCCAAAUGCAUCAGGGGACAUUUUCAGCCCCUCCUUUUGUUUUACACCAAUCCUGAGGGAACCCCUGUGUCCAAUGAAGAUGCCCCAAGACAGACCACUAUGUGCCCACGCUACAAAACCCAAGUCAAUGGAGAUGUCUCAGUGAAGCACCCUCUCGGAAGUCCAAAAAAAUACCAAGAUCCCUUCAUGGAGAGGUCAGGUGACGUAGCCCGUAAGGACAGAGGACAUCGUAAAACGGACCCUCCACAACUCAAAGAUGUGGCUCAUGGUCGAUCUUCUUCUCCACCAGAAAACGGACCUCGGCUCGCUCCUGAUUACAGAAUGAAGACAUAUCCACGCUCCGAGAAGUCCAACCGCUGCAGCAGAUCCACACAGGACUCACGCAGCACACAGGGGCCUGGCCACAUGCGCAAGAACAACCCCUCUCCAAGUCGGAAUCAGGAUCAGGACAGUCAGGAACACUGGGAAAAGGGUGUCGCAAACCGAAACAAAACCAAGUCCACCUGGAGACCAAUCCGAGAAGUUCUGAACGUGGACACUGUCUUGAACGAGCUUGAACAGCGCCGUCAGCAGCAGCACGACAGCCCGCACCGCAGCAAGCCCCAACCCCAGGACAGACCGGGGCAGGAGAGACUGGGGCAGGACAGGACGGGGCAGGACAGACCAGGGCAGGAGAGACCAGGACAGGACAGACCGGGACAGGACAGACCCGGUCAGGACAGGGGGCAUUCUGAACCAAAAGAACGUGAGCGGGACUCUACUCACAGAGACGAGCGUAAACAGAAGAGUUUAAUGACGAUCUAUGAAGAUGAACAGCGCUUGGAGACGGAGAGUCACAGCUCAGUGGACUCUGAGAGCAGAGCUCAGCAGAGAGGAGGCAGACUGAAAGGGGCGCCCAAGACUUUGCUCCGCAGUGAGACCUGGACUAUCCAGAGGACAGAGUCUGGAUAUGAGAGCAGUGACAGGCUAAGCAGUGGCUCCACAAACCCAGACUCCCCUGGUGUAGACGGGUUUGUGUUAAAAGACCCACGAGCAGCAGAUGCUCAGUUAAAGAGCCAGUGUCACCAAAAGGGGGCAGAGUCAAAGCAAAACGUUUCUUCUCCAUGCUACAAUGCCAAAUCUCAGGGAAAGAGCAAUGACCAAGGAUCUCAUCCUCAUCUUAAAAGCAGUCCAAGUUCUAGAAGAAAGUCUAAGCACCCGUCCAGUUCGUGCAGAAAAGCGUCGUGCUCAGACAGAGAAUGCAGCAGCUCAGAGAGCCGGCAGAGUGAGCCCCAGGAGCCUCCUCUGUGUCGAGGGCACAGUGGAGACAGCACAGGCCUCAGGCACAUGGCCAAAACCAGCAGCUCUGAGUGGAACAGCUCUGAUGAUCUGGCCCUGUCAGAGCCAGAGGACAGAGACAGUGCUUACCGCUCCAACAGCGAGCCUGUCACUUCGGAUUCACAGUGUCCCCACAUAACCCUGGCCUUCCCCCCAAGCGGCGUGAGCUCAGAGAGUCAACUGAACAGUCACACUGCAGGCUCUCCUCAUGUACGUCCGGCUGCACGGGGUCCUCACCAGGGGGAGACCAGUCACUCUGCGUUUCGUCCCAGGAUGCUCCAAGAACCCUUCUCAUCUCCACAUCUCUCCACCGCGUCCUACACCAGUCCUCACAGGAAAAGUGACAUCUCAGGCCACCGGACCUUCUCAGACGCGAGCUCUAAGUCAGGCUCGGACAUAGAGAGGAGCACGCCCUCAUCCUGUGACAGUGAGGAGAGGCUCAGUGUGAGAGCAGAGCACAGUCCUGCUCAGGAGGUAUCUCUGACCACAUACUUCAACGUAGAUAACUGUAUGACGGAAACAUACCGUCUCAAGUACCACAACCAGAGGCCUCUGGUCCUCUCCGCCACAGUGCCACGGACUGCUGUCCCCAGUGACCGCAGAGAUAACACUGACACACACUCACAAGACGUGCCAAAAGCCAGACCUGAUACAAGCCAUAAUAGCAAUAAACCCACAGCAAAAUGGAACCCAGUGUCAGCCAAAGGACUGGACGAUCGUGGUUUUUUAUGAGUGAUAAGAUGUUUACAGAGGCGGUCAGUCAAGUACUAACUGGAUGCCAAAGAGUUCACAGACCUGUUACUAACCCUGAUAGAAGGAACAUAUUUAUGCAAGAAGUCUGUUGAAAUAAUGUUUAACAUGUAGAGCCUAUACUGUCUUCCAUUGUCCUGCUGCGGGAUUUAGUUUGCACCAAAUCAUUUGUUUGCACCAAAUUGUUUGUUUGCACAUGAGGGGUUUCUCAUCUCCAACACAUUGGCUGUUUUUGUGCAAUAUUUUUGAAUUGUGCUGCUGAAAUGAGAAUGUAUCUGAAUGUAGAGAUGGUGUUCUGUGUAACAAACUAACAAAAAGGAAUGUGAAAUACUAUAAUGAAUUAUAGUGUUUAUUUAUGAGUAUACCAAUUUUCUUGAAGGCUUUGAAAGGUUUUGGCAGCUCAAUCAUUUUAUACAAAUGAAAGGGCCAAUAUUACGCUAUUUUCUGAUCUAUGUUAUAAUGUUUCUUCAUCACAAACCUACCUGGAAUUGUGUUUUGUUUCAUUCACACAUGUUUAACACACAAAUCCUGCAUAUUUAGGCUGAGUUCUUCUCUCAAACGGAAAACCCUCUGUUCCACCUGGUGAUGUUAUGUGUUUUAAACUCCACACACUUUCAUUAGAAUCAUUUGGAUGAUUUCAGCUCUGGAAUUGCCAUGACAGUUACAAUUACAUGACAUCACAAGUUGGAACAGAGCAUUUUGAGCUUUGGAGCUGUAGACAGACUAAUAAUUGAGAGUUACUAAAAUGUGUGAAUUAAACAAAACAUAACUCCAGGUCUGUUUCUGCUGAGUUAACAACAUUCUAACAUGGCUUAAAUCUCACAAGAGACAAUUUUGCGUAAUAUAGGACUUUUAAGGGUCGGAGGUCUAAAGUAAACGAUGCAUAAUUCAUUUUUUACAACAUAUAGUUAAUAAAUGACUAGGGGCUGCCUUUGUCGAGCGAAUCCCAUUGGUCCUUUAUAUCUCAUGGCAAAGGUUCUUCAGUCAAUCUUGAUCAAAUUAAUUAUUGGGUAAUGUAUUACUCCCUACCUUUUUCACAACCCAGUGUAAUGUUUCUUCAUUUGCACUCUCAUUCUUUUAUGAGUUCAGAGUUUGUUGCGCAUAGUGGGCAGAUAUAUUUACAGAUAUACCACUUGAUUAUGCCAUUAUGAAGAAAUGCCUCUUUCUGUUCUUAAUCCUGCAUGUGGCCUUUAAAGUCCUAGCAUGAGCAUGUGCAUAAUGGAUUAUUGAACAAAGAAACACUAUAUUGGACUUUAACCGAGUAUAUUGAAAUUUAUGAAUUAACUUGUAUUUGUAACUACAAUUGUUCGUCUGCAUUGUUUGUAAAAAAAAAUAAGAUACACUAUUGAUACACCCUAAGACGAGUAGACCAGAAAUCACAGUUUUCAGAUUUGCAUUGAAAGCAUUUAAAUUAUUUUGUAUUCGCCGCUACAAUGAUCAUUAACUUUGGUCCAUGUUUUUUAUUUCUCCUUCUUUGUCUUUUGAGAAUCACAUGCAACUUUAAAAUACAAACUGCACUGUUUUUUAUGAAGAGUUAACACACAGAUACAGUCUUUAUAUCACAUGGUACUUCACGAUUACAGUUGCCUUUAAAGUUAAUUGUUUUUGUUCACACCCAGUGUUUUGUCCUUUCAUUUUUAUUGUUUUAAUAUAAUUACUAGUAUUGUUUUAAUCUGCAAAUUCUACAUCACUAGUCCAUGCUAAAAACGCCUCACUUGCCAAAACUUAUGUGUGUGUUUUUCUCAUCAUUUGUGUUUUGCAUCUCGUGUCCAUUUUUGUAUCUUGUAUCUUCUUCUUCUUCUCACUUGGCACACUGCUUUGUUUUUGGUGUGUCAAAAGUGCCUUGUCAUUUUUAUCGUUUUUCGAAAGAGGAUAGAGACCUUGGAAAUGGAGUAUGCAAAUCCUUUACGUAUGCAAUGCCAACAGCGACAUCUAGUGGCACCAUUAAUGUGGAAGUGUCUAAAGAAAGAGGGACACUGAGUAAAAUUCUGUUGCCUCUUUUAAAAUCAUUUAUAAUUCAAUAAUUGUAAAGAGGUGCAAAGCUAUAUUUCAAAUCAUCAUCCUACUUUAGUUUUUUUCAAUUUCCAAAAAGCUUUAUAAAUUCUAGUUGCCUGAAUUUGUCGCUGAAGGUCACAGUUGGCAAUGCAUGACUUUUGUUGACAUUUUUGCUAUUGUCAUUUCACACUCAACAGGCACAGAAUACAAUUUGCAAUACAAAAUGAUAAAAUAAACUUAAAAAUAUCACAAUUCUGUACUCCUCACUAGUUGUACUGUAUGUGAGAUGGUGUGCCCCAAACACAGAAUCCUACAUUCAUACCUCUUCGUGUGUAUUUGGUUCUCAGUACUAUGCUUCAGCAAUCGACUGAGUGACAAAUUCAAAAAAACAACAUGCAAAUUGUCAACACCUUAUAUUUUUGUAGAUAAUAUAUAUUUAUUUUUAUUCAUUGUUAAAUAAAGACUCAAUAACUGUAU
Messenger RNA from Boleophthalmus pectinirostris (great blue-spotted mudskipper), 6126 nucleotides. RefSeq names its product ubiquitin specific peptidase 53b (gene usp53b). Lineage: Eukaryota; Metazoa; Chordata; Actinopteri; Gobiiformes; Gobiidae. Gene Ontology annotation, cellular component: cell-cell junction. The coding region runs from base 502 to 3636 and encodes 1044 amino acids. The record is from RefSeq and is a predicted model, not a curated record. The transcript has 17 exons. Gene Ontology annotation, biological process: protein deubiquitination; sensory perception of sound; response to auditory stimulus. Gene Ontology annotation, molecular function: cysteine-type deubiquitinase activity.